Molecule: messenger RNA, 2237 nt
Organism: Megalops cyprinoides (Indo-Pacific tarpon)
Lineage: Eukaryota; Metazoa; Chordata; Actinopteri; Elopiformes; Megalopidae
Gene: znrf2b
Product: zinc and ring finger 2b
Exons: 5
Coding region: 251-925 (224 amino acids)
Source: RefSeq, a predicted model, not a curated record
CAGUAGCUGUUGAACUUAUUUCCAUGGUUGUCCAUUCGCGUUUAUUUUGGUAACGUUUUCAUAACAUGGUCUUUGGGAUUUAAACUACUUGGAGUCUAUUCUUUUUGCGUUGUUGCCAAGACAGCUUGGGGAUUUUGCUACUCUUGUUCCUUGCAGCUGAGCUAAAACAAAACACUUCUCAUCCGCUGCACCGAUUUAGCCCAUAAAUAAAUAAAAGUAAAUCCGUGGAUAUUGGCAUAGGGCUAAAAACAUGGGGGCAAAACAGAGCAGCCCGGCUGCGAACGGUCGAACCAGGGCUUAUUCAGGUUCGGAUUUACCCUCAACUACUUCCACUAGUAAUGGCAACGGGAGAACUGCAGCCAUGGCAAUGAGAUAUCACGCAUAUGGUGCCUCGGCUCAUGGGGCCUCGGGAGCCACAUCGACUGCGGCUCAGCACCUUGGCCCCAGGACGAGAUCUAUGGGGGGUGGCGGAGGUGGGUCAGGAGCGAGGCCCCAAUCGGGCAUUAAUAUACCCAACAACAGUGGAGCCUACAGCUCUCAAGAGUCUGGCAGCAGCACCCCAGAAGAGCCUGCAACGGACAGGGACAGGUCAGGUGGAGGUCAGGGGGCUCCCCGGCUCCUGAUUGGUUCCCUACCAGCACACCUUUCGCCUCAUCUUUUUGGAGGUUUCAAGUGCCCUGUGUGCUCAAAGUUUGUCUCUUCAGAUGAAAUGGACCUGCACCUCGUCAUGUGCUUAACCAAGCCGAGGGUUACAUACAAUGAGGACGUCCUGUCAAAGGAUGCCGGGGAGUGUGCAAUAUGCUUGGAGGAGCUGAUGCAGGGAGACACCAUAGCACGCCUGCCCUGCCUCUGCAUCUACCACAAAGGCUGUAUAGAUGAGUGGUUUGAGGUGAACAGAUCGUGUCCAGAACAUCCUUCAGACUAAAGAGCUUCAUUACAUUUUGCACAGGUGUCUUACCCCCCUGGUUGAGGAAGACGCUCUGCUCCACUAUCAACAGACAGCAAUGUGAACUUUCUCCUUAGCCUGUAAACAAGGAGAUCACUGGUCCUGGUCACCGCAUGGCCGGCACAAAUCAACCCCCACCCAUUCCCCUCUCCAUCCCUCCCAACACCGAACCUCAAUACUCCCAAAGCUAGCUGCCACAAGCACUCGGGUGUGCCAAAACUCAUUGAAACAAUCUUCAGGGAAUUACCUAUGUAUGCUUGCGCAUCUCUUUUCAUGCGCAAUCUCUCUCAACAUUGACUGCCAGCAGUCUCCGCCACGCACAUGCCCAGUUGUCCAAGCCUCUGACGUGACCACCAACUCUCAAUCAUUUCUUCCUGUUUUGUAUGGAUGGGCCAACUGUCCAAUCAGGAAAUGACGCUGCUGGUCUGACUCCUCUAUCGGUGGCAUCACAGACCCACCCCUUCCCUUUAAGCACCUCCCACAGACACCUGACACUCCCCCACAGUGGCCAUGCCUUAAACUGUGCUUUGUUAUUGACUCUGAGAGGCAAACUCACUCUCUCUGCUCUUUUGGUAUUGGACGGCAGAUACAAAACCCCUCUACCCGCUUGGCCCAUUGUAUACCGGAACUCUUUGGCGAGGAGAGAGCCUCUUCCUCCUCCUCCUCCUCACCAACUGUGUCUACCAGUGCCUUCACAGUCUGAUCAUAAGGGCCUGCUAAGACAGAGUCUGCCACAUGGUAGAGGUCAGGUGAUCCGCAGGCUGUCGGUGAUUGGUAGCAGUGGAGGCACAUGUUAGCUGCCCUGCCCGCUGCCUGGGAAGUGGCUGUGUGGCACAGGACAUCCACAGCCAUGUGUGGCAGUGCUAGAAGGGACAGCUGAUUGUUGCCUGAGAGCAUCACCCUUCAGGUCUCACCCCAGCCCCAUCCCCUCGCCGAGAGUGGAGGUGAUGAUCCACCACUCUGUCACAAGACAAUGGAACAGAGGUUUCUUCCUUCCCCUACCACCUCUGCAUCUCUGCUGGCCUCCGAGAAAAUGUGGCAGCAGCCCAAAUCAACACGUCUGAGGUGAAGGCUGAUGCUCCCUGCACACUCGGAAUGUGUAGUGCGUCUUUGUAGAGUGUAGCAAUAUCCGUUUGGGACAUGAAGCUCGGCUGAUCCUAAACAAAAUCCAGGGAUAAAUACAGGGGAAUUGUGUACAUAUUCUAGCCUUUGAAGGCCUCGCCACAUCGUUUUUAAUUUUUUUUUUUAAUAUUACUAUCAUUAUCAUUAAUGAUGAAGUUUGUAAUUGCCU